AUGACGGAGAGACAGAACGAGGGAGAGCGGUUAGAGGAGAUGAGGAGUGGCAUACAGAUGGGUGCAGAGCGGUACCGGAGCAGCGAGCCGACCUCAGUAGCUGCAAUACUGCUGAUGAACACAUGGGAAGCAGUGGGGCGGCAGGGAGGACACGUGUCACGAUACGAUUGGAGCAGCCUAUUCCACGUGGGCUAUUCGCCGAUCCGUUUGAGCUGGAGAGAAUCGUGCGACCAGGUGUGGGGGCUGGGGGAGCUAGUGGGCGCAUGGGAUGGUGAGAAGAGGGAGAGAAUGGCGCAGAUGGAGUGGGCAGCGCAGCUGACGCACAGCUGGAGCGAAUCCUGCGACCAGCGGGCGACCGAGCCUGGGUGUUGGUCAUCACAACCAGCACCUGCAGACGGAAAAACGGACCUGUCGGCGGGAGCAGCAGGGCUGGGAGGAGACUCGGAGGGCGCCGAAGCAGCAGCAGCAGAGGGAAGACGCGACGAGGAGCGGGGGGAGGAGGGGGAGGAAGGGGCGUUGCUGUGGGAGGUGCCGGCGGGGUGUGCUGCCCACACGCCCGUGGUGCUGUGGGAGCCAUCCCUCUGGGAACGCACCGGACCAGAGCCAUCCCUCUGGGAGCGCACCGGACCGGAGCCAUCCCUUAGGGAGCGCACCGGACCAGAGCCAUCCCUCUGGGAGCGCACCGGACCCAUGCCAUCCCUCUGGGAGCGCACAGGACCAGAGCCAUCCCUCUGGGAGCGCACCGGACCAGAGCCAUCCCUUAGGGAGCGCACCGGACCCAUGCCAUCCCUCUGGGAGUGCACCGGGCCAGAGCCAUCCCUCUGGGAUCGCACCGGACCAGAGCCAUCCCUUCGGGAGCGCCACGGGCCUGAGCCAUCCCUUGGGUGCCCACUGGGCUUGAUGCCAACCUGA
Closterium sp. NIES-65 is the source of this 912-nucleotide messenger RNA. The record is from the annotation of a GenBank genome assembly. NCBI's taxonomy places the organism in Eukaryota, Viridiplantae, Streptophyta, Zygnematophyceae, Desmidiales, Closteriaceae.